This is a messenger RNA of Ruditapes philippinarum (Manila clam), 1003 nucleotides long. Its product is annotated as protein C3orf33-like. The coding region runs from base 61 to 840 and encodes 259 amino acids. The transcript is spliced from 5 exons. The record is from RefSeq and is a predicted model, not a curated record. NCBI's taxonomy places the organism in Eukaryota, Metazoa, Mollusca, Bivalvia, Venerida, Veneridae.
CCAUAUGAUAAAAUCAAGAGUAACUUCCCUUUUAUAUCUUCUUUCACAGAAGUCUCUACAAUGUCAAAGAAUGAAAACAAAGAUUGUGUAAAGAAAAAGAAUGUAAAUGUUUUGGAAUCCAUACAAACAUUCGUUGACACAAAUAUUAGAUUAAUUCAGAAUGGUCUGUACAUUGUAGGGGGUAUAGGAGUUAUUGUAGCUGCUCGCAGUAUCUAUGUGACAAAAAUAUUUACAAAAGUUGAAGACAUUCCUGCCCAAUUUUUACGGGAUAGAGUAAAGUUACGUGGGAAAGUCCAGCAAGUUCAUCACGAUGGCAUGUUAAGUAUUGAACACAUUCCGAUUCUUCGUCUGAAGAUACCAUUUGUCAAACAAAAUAUAGAUUGUUUGCCUGUAAAACUAGCUUGUAUAGAUGUGAGUCCUGAGGGUAGAUUGUGGUUAAACAGAAACAUCCUACACAAAGCAGUCUGGUUCCAUCUGCUACAUAGGAAUGGUUCCCUAAAUGGCAUGGGUUCACAAUUGUACAGUAAAAUUGAAAUUCCAAGGCGAUUCAGAGGAAACAUCCAUGUGAAUGAGGAGCUUAUUAGACUAGGUCUGAGUAAAAUCUCCUCACUGUCUCAUCUUGAAGAAAAUGACAUGUUAUUAACCAAUCAAAACUUGUUACUAUAUUUAGAUCAGUUAGUGAAAUUGGAAGACAUUGCCUCUAAGAAAGGUAUAGGUAUGUGGAAACAGCCUGAAGAAAAUUCUUGGAGGAAAAAAUCAUUGACAGCUGUAGGAAGUAUUCUAAGUAGUCCAUUUCGUGCCAUAAAGUGGAUGUAUAAAAAAUGGAGACAUAAAGAGUAGUUUGGUUUUUAGAUUUUUAAAAAAUAAAAUACUUCAAUACAUUUUAUAAUGUUGAGAACUGCAACAUAUACUUUAUAUAUGUAUUAGUUCCAUUUGUGCUAAAUUUUAGAUAUGAGUGACAGAGAUUAAAAUUUGUAAUACUCAUAGACACCCUUAAUUAUAG